AUGCGUGGACGGCAACAUUGGCAAUGCCUUGCCCCAUUGGCCCCCCAGGCCCGGAAACGGGACGAUCAGCAGGACCCCUUGUCCAGCCUCCUCCCCACGCCCGACGCCCGCGUCUCGCCCGACGUCCUGGUCGUCGGCGCCGGCCCCGCCGGCCUCGCCCUUGCUGCGGAGCUGGGCGCUCAAGGGCUGAGGACCACGCUCGUGGGCGACGCGGCCAGCAUCUUCACCAACAAUUAUGGGGUCUGGGCGGAUGAGUUCCAAGCCCUGGGACUGGAGCACACCCUGGAGCACGUGUGGGGGGACGCGGUGUGCUAUUUCUCCGAGGGCCGCCCAACUAGGGUGGGGCGGGCAUACGCCCGCGUCGACAGGCAGAAGCUGCGGCAGCACCUGGUGGAGGCCUGCCAGGCAAACGGUGUCACCUUCCAGCCGGGGGAGGUAGUGGAUGUGGGCGUGAAGAACGGCACAGCCUCGGUCACCUGCCAAGAUGGCUCCGUCCUGACUGCGAGGCUGGUGACCCUGGCCUCCGGCGCGGCGGCGGGGCGCUUCCUCAAGUACGAGAGCUCUGCCCCCGCUGUGGCCGUGCAGACGGCGUACGGCAUCGAAGUGGAGGUGGCGGGCUACGACGAGGCCUUUGACCCCGGCCGCGUGUUCCUGGAGGAGACGUGCCUGGUGGCCAAGCCUGCGCUGCCCUUCCAGACACUCAAGCGGCGCUUGGAGCGGCGCUGCGCUGCUCUGGGCCUGGAGAUCAAGGAGGUGCACGAGGAGGAGUGGUCCUAUAUCCCCGUGGGCGGCCCGCUGCCCCUGGCAGACCAGCCCAUCACUGCAUUUGGGGCGGCGGCCUCCCUGGUGCACCCCGCGACGGGGUACAGCCUGGCCCGCAGCCUGCGGGAGGCCAAGGGCGUCGCGGCCGCCACGGCCGCCGCGCUGGGCUCCGCGGAUUCGCAGCGCAGCGUGGCAUCUCGGGUGUGGGAUGCCCUCUGGUCCCAGGAGCGGCGCAAGCAGGCCGCGUUCCACAUCUUUGGGAUGGAGCUGCUGUGCAAGAUGGGGGUGGAGCCAACGGCCCAGUUCUUCACCACCUUCUUCAGCCUGCCCACGCGCCAGUGGCGUGGCUUCCUGGGCUCCAGCCUCACCUCCCUCCAGCUCCUCGUCUUUGCCGGGACCACCUUUGUGUUGGCCCCCCUGCCCAUCAAGGUGACGCGGCUGGUGCGUCACCUGGUCCAGGACCCGGCGGGGAAGUACCUGCUGCGGGCCUACACCAGGAGCUCCCAGGAGGGGUCUGCGACGGAGGAGGCCCCAGGCGCGGCGACAGCGGCACCCAGGGACAGCCUGCCCGCAGCAUGA
Auxenochlorella protothecoides is the source of this 1341-nucleotide messenger RNA. RefSeq names its product Lycopene epsilon cyclase, chloroplastic. Lineage: Eukaryota; Viridiplantae; Chlorophyta; Trebouxiophyceae; Chlorellales; Chlorellaceae. The record is from RefSeq and is a predicted model, not a curated record. The transcript is spliced from 8 exons. The coding region runs from base 1 to 1341 and encodes 446 amino acids.